Messenger RNA from Mobula hypostoma (lesser devil ray), 2323 nucleotides. RefSeq names its product cytoglobin-2-like. Gene Ontology annotation, molecular function: heme binding; oxygen binding; oxidoreductase activity. The coding region runs from base 141 to 617 and encodes 158 amino acids. NCBI's taxonomy places the organism in Eukaryota, Metazoa, Chordata, Chondrichthyes, Myliobatiformes, Myliobatidae. Gene Ontology annotation, biological process: oxygen transport. The transcript is spliced from 3 exons. The record is from RefSeq and is a predicted model, not a curated record.
UGACUGUGAUCUAUUGGGCGUUAUUUCCAAAGCGACACGUGAUAUUGCAGGAACCUUUGUAACAACUUAAAAGUCGCUGGCAGCCUGGACCACGUAUCAGAGAAAGGCUGCCGGCUGCUCUCUCACCGAUCGCUGCAAACAUGACUGACCUGACAGAAGCCGACAAAGGCCAUGUUCGCAGCAUCUGGCAGAAGCUGUUCGCAGAUGCCGAAGCAAACGGCAGGACAGUUGUGUUGAGAUUGUUUACAGAUCACCCUGAAACAAAGAAGUACUUCAAAAAUUUUAAGAACAUUUCAACUCCAGAAGAAAUGCAAAAAUCAGCUCAGAUCAAGAGACAUGGCAAGGCAGUGAUGAACCGACUGAAUGACAUUGUGGAGAACCUGGAUGAUUGGGACUCAGCCUGCGUCGUUCUGACAGACUUGGCAGAAAGGCAUGUUUAUAAUCAUAAAGUGGAAGUACAGAACUUUCAGGUUAUAUUUAAUGUAAUCCUCAAAAUUCUGACAGAGUCAUUGGGAACAAGCUUUACACCUGAGAUGCAAGAAUCCUGGCAGAAGUUGUUUAAUAUAAUUUACAAAUACCUUGAGAAUUGCUACAAGGAACUUGAAGCUGCUAGCUAGAUUUAUGCAGCAUUCAUGCUGCACAUGUUGCUACUCCAACAACUGAGGAAUUAAUUGCCCCUUAUCAUCACUAAUGUAUGUAAGACAUAUAUUAACAUAAUCAGAAUAUUAGUACAUUUUAGUUGGUGAAUAAAGAAUGAGGAAUAUCAAAACAAAAUCUAUUACUCACCUCUCUUAAAUUGCAUCAAAGUAAAAAGUAAUUUUGUGAAUCACUUGAUUAACUUGCAUAAUUUUGUAAGUAAUAUUUAAAUAUGUUUUAAAUUAAAGCACAUUUCAAUUCAAAAGACACACAGAAACCUGGACCAAUUUAAUUUGUUAUGAUGAAUGAUUGCCAAAGAACUGUGGUAUGAUAUAGCCACACAACUAGCCAGAGCAACUCAAUGGGUCAGGAAGCAUCAAUGGAGAGAAACGGACAGUUAGCCUGUUGGAUUGAGCACCUUCAUCUGGACUGUACAUCUCCCUCCACAGAUGCUGCCUAAGCCAUUGAGUUCCUCUGGGUUUUUGUGUGUUGCUCCAGAUUCCUGCAUUUGUAGUCACUUGUGAAUCUAUUAUAGCUUGAUAUGCUCCAUUUUAAUAUCAUAAUCAUUCCUUUUACUCUGAAAUUUGUACGCCCAUGUGUCUCCAAAUCCAGUCACUUUUCAGCUUGCACUCCCUCCAGCAAUUUUAUAUGAUUCUUUUCUCACAAGACUUAACACCUGUAUGCUGGUAUUGGGAAGAAGGCGGAUGCUGUUUGCCCUUAUUGUGUCUAUACUGUUGACCCAUAAAAGGUGCUGCUGACUCUAAACUCUUUGUUCUCUGUAAUAAUAUCAUGCUCAGAUUUUUAAUGUGGUUUGCAAUGAUUAUUGUCAAUUUCUAACCUAAAUGUGUACACUGAAGAGAACCGUAGUUUGAUACAUUCUUGACGUUAAGAUAUGAGACUCAGUACCUGCAUUUGAAUAGAACUUGUUUUAUUUUGUCCCUUCUCUUCUGCAAUCUGUAGUUGAAUCAAUGGCAACCCAUAAUAAUAUUCAAAAUAUAAAGCUUGUAAUAUUUAAUCAGAAUGGUUGUAGCAAUGUAAACUAAAUAGAAUUAAAAGAAAGAAAUAUGCUUACAAUCUGAAAUGAAAAUAAAACUCUGAGAAAUAUUCAGCAGGUUAAGUGUCAUUGGAACUGCUGAAAACUUAUCAGCCAUGUACCAAGAUCCAAUGAAAAAUCUGUCUUGCAUACGGGUCAAAUCAUUACACAGUACAAUGAGGUAGAACAGUUAAAACAAUAAAAAUGCAGAAUUAAGUGUAAAAGCUACAGAGAAAGUGCAAGUGCAUAAUGAGGCAGGUUGUGAGGUCAAGACCCAUUUUAUUGUCCAUUCAGGACACUCAUAAGAGCAAGAUAGAAGCUGUCUGUGCUUUCAGGCUUUUGUAUUUUCUGCCCGAUGGGAGAGGAGAGAAUGUCUGGCGUGGGCAGGCCUCUUUCCAUCAGCACUGCCCAAUCUUCUGAAUAUCUCCUGCAUUUUCUGCUUUUAUUUCCAAAUGAUAUAUUUGUUGGGACUGUAUAUGCAAAUAUAUACCUUUUCAAAUAUAAAUUUACCAAUAUUCAUACAACAGAAGAAUGUUAUUUUAUCAAUUGAACUCUGUUUAUAGUAUUCAAUGUAAUUUGCAAAAUGUUUGUUGAUGUUGGAGAACUUGUAAGCUUGCAAUUACUUCAGUGCAAUAAAAACUUGUUGCUCAUAAA